AGCCUCGAGUUACUGGCGGCGAGAUAGUUUUAGCGGAAAAUGCUAGAAUGCAAAUAAGAAUUUACGAAUUACAACAACAGAUUCGUGCUUUAAAUGCUGACAGAGAUGAAUUGGUUCAAGAAAAUACACGUUUAAGAAAUAGAAAUCAAGAAUUUGAAACAGAUAAUAAUCAGAUUCGUGUAAGAAACGAGAAUCUGACGCGAUUAAAUGACGCGUUGAAGAUUGUUUUAAGAGACGCUGAAGACGAAAAAGAUCAUUACAAAGCUGCAAAUAUCAAAGAAUUUGAAGAUUUUAUUUCAAAUUAUAUUUUUGGCUUAUUUAAUAAUAUUGGAACAUUGUUGCGAUUUGAUAAUCAAUACAUAACAAAUAUUCUUGAUAGAGAUUACGAUUUACAAAAAUAUAAAGAAUUAAUAACUGAAAAUGUUGACAAAAAAAUUAUUCGAUACAUUGUUUUUCAAUACGAAUAUACUAAAACAAGUAAAAAACACGUACAAGGAUUCUGUAUGCUAUGGACACAAAUGAGAUUGGGAAAUUAUAAAUACAGGAAAAAAGCUUCAACUAUUAAAAGUAUUUUUCAAGACGAAGAAAUGCACGUUGAUUUUCAUAAUGGAACGUUUGAAGACGUGAUUAGAUAUUGUAAGAAAGAUAAAAAUCGUUGUUCAAAACAUCAUCCUUAUUGCAGAGAAGGAUUCAAUCAACAUUUAGAAAAACAAAAAAAAAUACGUAAACAAACCAUUGAAGAUAUCAAAGAACAAAUCAAACCGAUAAAUGAGAUUGUCAUUGAUGCCUUUGUUAAUUCGGGAACAGCACCGCAUAUUAUCAAAGAACUUUAUAACACGAUUUGUGAUAAUUACUUGACACAAAUACUUUUCCCUGAUGCGUAUCAUAAGUCGCAAAAUGACGGCAUCUGGUUCCAAGGUUAUGACGAAAAUAAAGUCUUUGUGUUUGAUGAUUUUUAUAAUCAUAAUAUGGAAUUUUCGACUUUAUUGACUUUAAUCGAUAAUAAACCUCACACAGUUCAAAAAAAAGGGGGUCAUUUAAAUUUCUGUUCAUUUGUGAAUGUAUUUAUAUCGAAUAUUUCAUUGCGAAAUCAAUAUGUCUAUUUCGAAAAUACUCAAUAUUUUGGGAAUGAGACUGUUAAAAUAGAAAACAAAAGAAAAUAUUCUUCAAUUUAUAAUCGAUUUGAUUAUAUUAUUGAAUACAAAAAGUUUAGAAACAAUGAUAAAAGACCAUGCGAUUUUGAGUGUCUAUGUUGCUCAGUAAAAAGAAUUUUUCAUAAGGGCUUGUAUGAAAAUUUUAUUAACCUUCGAUUUGAUAUUGAAUUUAACUCUGAU
Racocetra persica is the source of this 1334-nucleotide messenger RNA. The record is from the annotation of a GenBank genome assembly. Lineage: Eukaryota; Fungi; Glomeromycota; Glomeromycetes; Diversisporales; Gigasporaceae.